UAGUGUAACUCUAAAAUAUCUCCGACCCCUCCUUGUUUGAAGGUUCACUUACGGUGACUCGGUUACGUCCGCUGUCCACAACUCCUUUCCACGGUUCCACCUACUAUGUCUGGCCGGGUUCUUGUCGGUGUCAAGCGUGUCAUUGACUAUGCAGUUAAGAUCCGGGUAAAACCGGAUAAGAGUGGCGUAGUGACCGAUGGCGUGAAGCACUCCAUGAACCCCUUCUGCGAGAUCGCCGUGGAGGAGGCGGUCAAGCUGAAGGAGAAGAAGCUCAUCAAGGAGGUGGUGGCAGUGAGCUGUGGGCCACAGCAGGCUCAGGAGACCAUCCGUACUGCCCUCGCCAUGGGAGCUGACCGCGGUAUCCACGUGGAGGUGUCUGGCAAGGACUACGACAACUUGGGUCCCCUGCAAGUCUCCAAGAUCAUGGCUGCGUUGGCCAAGAAGGAGGAGGCCCAGCUUGUAAUUCUUGGGAAACAGGCCAUUGACGAUGACUGCAAUCAGACGGGACAAAUGACAGCAGCCCUACUGGACUGGCCUCAGGGCACCUUUGCGUCAGAGGUGACACUGGAAGGCGACAAAGUGAAAGUGGUGCGUGAGAUUGAUGGCGGCCUGGAGACCAUCAAGAUCAACAUGCCCGCCGUUGUCACCGCGGACCUCCGACUCAACACACCUCGCUAUGCCACCCUGCCUAAUAUCAUGAAAGCCAAGAAGAAGAAAAUUGCCAACGUGAAGCCGUCCGAGCUGGGCGUGGAUCUGACAUCCCGUCUAGAAGUGCUGCGGGUGGACGAACCUCCGCAGAGGCUGGCUGGCAUAAAGGUGGAGACAGUGGAGGACUUGGUGGGCAAACUAAGGGAGACGGGCAGCAUAUAACGAAAUUGGGUCGGAACCUAAUGGAGCUUGGAAAAUAACUGCAAGGCCAAGGACUGAGGAACACUGUCCUGCUGCUACCACAAAACCUUAUCUCUUUGAUUUUUUAAAUCAUCACAUCUGUACUAUAAACUGGGAAUCCACUUAAGGGGUCAAUACAGAACCAUUUUGUUUUCAUCUCCCAAAUAAGUAGCUAUGUCUAAACGCGCUUGUAAAUGAUUGUAAAUACAGUAUAUAGAGACACGCAUGUCGCAUAUUAGCUGGGUAAGAGGACAGUGUCUCUCGGUACCAUCAAACUUUUGAAUAUUUCACCACAAGCGCCUCGAUUGUACAUGAUCAUGACAAUAAAGCAGCGUUUGGAGUUUUUUUCAUAACCAAA
Messenger RNA from Syngnathus typhle (broad-nosed pipefish), 1246 nucleotides. It is a transcript of the gene etfb, whose product is annotated as electron transfer flavoprotein subunit beta. The coding region runs from base 106 to 870 and encodes 254 amino acids. The transcript is spliced from 7 exons. Lineage: Eukaryota; Metazoa; Chordata; Actinopteri; Syngnathiformes; Syngnathidae. Gene Ontology annotation, cellular component: cytosol. The record is from RefSeq and is a predicted model, not a curated record. Gene Ontology annotation, molecular function: electron transfer activity.